Messenger RNA from Echinops telfairi (small Madagascar hedgehog), 1654 nucleotides. RefSeq names its product actin related protein 10 (gene ACTR10). The transcript has 13 exons. Gene Ontology annotation, biological process: retrograde axonal transport of mitochondrion. The record is from RefSeq and is a predicted model, not a curated record. Lineage: Eukaryota; Metazoa; Chordata; Mammalia; Afrosoricida; Tenrecidae.
GAGAGCCCCAGCCGGUAGGCCCUCGGCUCUGCGAUUUUCUUCUCCUCACCACCCACCUCUUCAGCGCCAUGCCGCUGUACGAGGGCCUGGGGAGCGGCGGAGAGAAGACGGCAGUCGUGAUAGACCUGGGAGAGGCUUUUACCAAGUGUGGAUUUGCUGGAGAAACUAGUCCAAGAUGUAUAAUUCCUAGUACAAUAAAAAGAACAGGGCUGCCUAAGCCUAUUAAAGUUGUUCAGUAUAAUGUCAACACAGAAGAAUUGUAUUCCUACCUGAAGGAAUUCAUCCACAUCCUGUAUUUCAGGCAUCUGUUGGUGAAUCCCAGGGACCGCCGAGUUGUGCUUAUCGAGUCAGUGUUAUGUCCCUCCCACUUCAGAGAGACACUUGCCCGUGUUCUCUUCAAAUAUUUUGAGGUUCCUUCUGUCUUACUUGCUCCAAGUCAUUUAAUGGCUCUUCUGACUCUUGGGAUUAACUCUGCCAUGGUCCUGGAUUGUGGAUAUAGGGAAAGCCUGGUGUUACCUAUCUAUGAAGGAAUCCCAGUAUUGAAUUGUUGGGGGGCACUCCCCCUAGGAGGAAAAGCUCUUCACAAGGAAUUGGAAGCUCAACUCUUGGAACAAUGUACUGUUGACACAAGUGCUGCUAAAGAACAAAGCCUUCCCUCAGUGAUGGGUGCAGUUCCAGAAGGUGUCCUAGAGGACAUUAAAGUCCGCACUUGCUUUGUAAGUGAUCUGAAGCGUGGACUAAAUAUCCAAGCAGCAAAAUUUAACAUUGAUGGGAAAACUGAGUUCCCCCUUCCCCCCCCUAAUUCCUGAUAUAUUCCUUUAUUAUGUGUUGUUUCCACUUUCAGGGAUUCAGUUGUGGAAAUUCUUUUUGAACAAGAUAAUGAGGAGAAGUCAGUUGCCACUUUAAUACUGGAUUCACUUAUGGAGUGCCCAAUCGAUACCAGAAAGCAGCUAGCAGAGAACUUGGUCAUCAUUGGUGGCACCUCUAUGUUGCCAGGAUUUCUCCACAGGUUGCUUGCAGAAAUAAGAUAUUUGGUAGAAAGACCAAAGUAUAAAAAAGCACUUGGCACCAAGACAUUUCGAAUUCAUACUCCACUGGCAAAGGCUAAUUGUGUGGCCUGGUUGGGAGGCGCUAUUUUUGGAGCACUGCAAGACAUCCUUGGAAGCCGUUCCAUCUCAAAGGAAUAUUAUAAUCAAACAGGUCGCAUUCCAGAUUGGUGUUCUCUCAAUAACCCGCCAUUGGAAAUGAUGUUUGAUGUCGGGAAAGCCCAACCACCUCUGAUGAAGAGAGCAUUUUCCACUGAGAAAUAAAAAUUUAGUUAAAAUUCAACUUUGCUUGAUUUCAAAUAGUUCUAAACAAGUUGUAGGAAGUAUGCAAAAUGUUUUGUUAUAUGCAACUUUUAAUAGAGAUGAAGACAUUUCUAUAUUUACUUCUGCAUUAAUAUUUAAUUCUUUUUUAUUUUGUUUCUCUUAUGUGGUAGUACAAUGACUGCUAAUGCUUGUGAGAUCUUACUGGAUUUUUAACAAUAAAAUACAGUAAAAUAAUUUGGCAAGCUUAUUUCAUAGUCCACUUUUCAAAAAGAACAGCAUUGCUCCUCUCCUGGGUAUUAUGGUAUUUAGGAAUUAUUUAAAGAAUAAAUACUGUUACCAAUCUC